CGCCCUUCCAAGCGACAGCGUGUGCGUUUGUAGCUGCGAACAGCUGACACGAGAUUAGUCAAGUUACAGUGUUUCUAUCAAGAUAUCAUUUCUUAGGUGUCUCUAGGUAUGGAUAUGGAGAGUGCCAGCUCGGUGGUCCUACAGGCCCUGACCCAGGCCACCAGUCAGGAUACCGCUCUACUGAAGCCUGCUGAGGAGCAGCUACGACAGUGGGAGACACAACCUGGCUUCUACUCUGUACUGCUGAAUAUCUUCAACAACCACAUGUUGGAUGUUAACGUCCGAUGGCUUGCCGUGCUCUACUUCAAAAAUGGCAUCGACAGGUACUGGAGGAGAGUCGCACCAAAUGCUCUGUCAGAAGAGGAGAAGACGUCGCUGCGAGCUGGCCUGAUCACCAACUUCAACGAGCCCGUCAACCAGAUAGCCACCCAGAUAGCAGUGCUGAUAGCCAAGGUGGCCCGUUUGGACUGUCCCCGCCAGUGGCCAGAGCUGAUACCCAUCCUGCUCGAGUCAGUGAAGGGUCAGGACGGGCUGCAGCAGCACAGGGCUCUACUCACCUUCUACCACGUCACCAAGACCCUGGCCUCCAAGCGCCUGGCCCAGGACAGACGAUUGUUUCAAGACCUGGCAUCGGGCAUCUACAGCUUUGCCUGCUCCCUGUGGAGCCACCACACAGACUGCUUCCUCCAGCAGGUCCUAGCCGUGGAUCAGGCCCAUGCCCUCAGCUCACUGGAGAGGACUCUACUGUCACUUAAAGUACUUCGGAAGCUGACGGUCCAUGGAUUCCAGGAGCCACAACAGAAUAUGGAAGUGAUGGGCUUCCUCAAUGCAGUUUUUGAGAGACUGAAACAGUUCCUAGAAUGCAGUCGGCAGGUAGGCCCAGACAGCCCAUGUCGAGAGAAGCUUGAGAAGACUAUCAUACUGUACACUAAAGUUUUAUUAGAUUUCCUGGAGGUCCACCCGUGUGCGUUCAUCCCACUGAUCCAGCGCUCUCUGGAAUUUGCUGUCAGCUACGUGUUCACGCCGGCCGGUGAGGGCCUCGUCUUCGAGCGCUUUACCGUCCAGUGCAUGAACCUCAUCAAAACCAUCGUCAAGAACGAGGCCUACAAACCCUGCAAGAACAUCGAGGACAGUAAGCCGGAGAGUCUGGAGGCCCACAAGAUCAAGACGGCGUUCUUCACACACCCCACCCUCACGGAGAUCGGACGGCGUCUGGUCUCCCACUACUUUCUGCUGACCGAGGAAGAGCUGUCCAUGUGGGAGGAGGACCCCGAGGGCUUCGCUGUUGAAGAAACAGGGGGUGACUCCUGGAAAUACAGUCUACGGCCUUGUACAGAAGUGUUGUUCUUGGACAUAUUCCACAACUACAGUCAGACUCUGACACCAGUGCUGCUGGAGAUGGUGCUGAAUCUACAAGGACCAAGCAAUGUGGAUGAUCCUGUUCAGCUGCUGAUGAAGGAUGCAGUGUACAAUGCAGUGGGGCUGGCGGCGUACGAGCUGUUUGACAACAUUGACUUUGACCAGUGGUUCAACAAUCAGCUUCUGGGCGAGCUACACGUGAGCCACCACAGGUACAAGCUGAUUCGUCGGCGGGUGAUCUGGCUCAUAGGUCAGUGGAUUUCAGUGAAGUUUAAAUCCGAACUACGGCCGCUGCUCUACGAGGUCAUCCUUAACCUCAUGCAGGACCCAGACCUAGUGGUGCGGAUCGAGACGGCCACAACUCUGAAACUCACUGUCGACGACUUUGAGUUCCGGACAGAACAGUUCUUACCGUAUCUGGAGUCUAUUUUCAGCCUGCUAUUCCAGCUGUUGCAGCAGGUGACAGAGUGUGACACUAAGAUGCAGGUCCUCCAUGUGAUCUCAUGUGUCAUUGAGAGGGUCAACAUCCAGAUCCGGCCAUAUGUAGGCUGUCUGGUCCAGUACCUGCCACUGCUUUGGAAACAAUCAGAAGAACACAACAUGCUGCGUUGUGCCAUACUCACCACACUGGUUCACCUUGUACAGGGCCUGGGGGCGGAGAGUAAGAACCUGUAUCUCUUCCUGCUUCCUGUGAUCCAGCUGAGUACAGAUGUCUCGCAACCACCGCAUGUCUACCUGCUAGAGGACGGACUGGAGCUGUGGUUGGUGACAUUAGAGAAUAGUCCGGCAAUCACCCCAGAGCUGCUGAGAAUCUUCCAGAACAUGUCAGCUCUCCUGGAGAUGAGCUCAGAGAACCUGAGGACAUGCUUCCAGAUAGUCAACGCCUACAUCUACCUGUCAGCUACUGACUUCCUACAGAACUAUGCUGAGGGCCUGUGCAGAUCCUUCUGUAAUCUACUCAAAGAUAUCACCAACGAAGGACAAGUCCAAGUUCUGAAGGUGGUAGAAGUAGCUCUGAAGGUUAGCCCCGUGUUAGGAGCCCACAUGUUCCAGCCCCUGCUGCCUUCUGUCUUCAGAGGGAUCGUGGAUGGAGAGCGGUACCCGGUGGUGAUGUCCACCUACCUGGGCAUCAUGGGAAGAGUCCUGCUGCAGAACGCUAGUUUCUUCUCCUCUCUCCUCACACAGAUGGCCAGCGAGUACAACCAGGAGAUUGGCCAGUUGUUAGGUUGUGUGAUAGAGAUGUGGGUUGACCGCAUGGACAACAUCACACAGCCGGAGAGGAGGAAGCUGUCGUCUCUGGCUCUGCUCUCCCUCUUACCAUCAGACAACAGUGUGGUCCAGGAGAAGUUCUGUGGCAUCAUCAACAUCUGUGUGGAGGCGCUGCAUGACGUGAUGACGGAAGACUCCGACACAGGAACCCUCAAAGACUGUAUGUUGAUGAGCCAUUUCGAGGAACCCAAGCUGACUGACGAUGAGGAGCCUCCCACAGAACAGGACAAGAGGAAGAAACUGUUGGCCCUGGAGGAUCCGGUGCACAGUGUCUCCUUACAGCAGUAUGUGUAUGAGAAGCUGAAGGCCCAGCAGGCUCUGAUGGGGGACCAGGGCUUUGGGGCUCUGAUGGAGACGGUGGACACAGAGAUCGUCAGGCAGCUCCAGGAGUUCCUACAGGGCCUCUGAGAAAGAUGGAGAGAGAGGAGAGCCUCUACCUAUCUCUACAGCACAGGAGAGAAAAGACCUCAACCUCUGCCCCCUACUAACCAUCUCGGCUGUACCUUAUCCGUAGCCUACCUUUCCUCUCCUCGACCCCCUAUUGGGCACAGAAGAGAGAGAGGACUGCAACAUGUACCUCUACUACCCAUGUCUACUUUUACCCAUAAUUCACUUGUCCUUUACCCACAACCCCCCUCUACCAAACCCUACCCUAACUACAAUCUACCUAGAACCUUCCUUUACCCACAAACCACUUAGUUUUUUAAACACACACAUAGAAACAUGAAUAGAGCUUCCAUUCUAACAGUUAUUCUGCUUCUCUAGUUUUAGCAUGGGGUAAAUACUUGGGAGGAUGUUAAGAGACGGGGGAUUGAGGGAAUAUAACAAUACGAAGCAAAUACAACCUUCUAAAAAGGCAGAAGCCUUGGACUUUUUUUUUUUUUUUUUUUUUGACUGGGAAAGCGUGUGUGGCGUGAUGGGAAUAUGGCUUCACUGACCGAAAGACACAAACAGUGUUUACAGAUCUAUUCUUAAAGGCGAAUAGCGAGCAAAAGUGUACUUUGUAUGUAUGUGUGUGUGUAUGUAAAGUAUGGAUGACUCUGCAUGAAGAUAUUUAACUUUUUAGUUUAGCUAGUUUAUUUCUCUUCAUGGUUCCUUUGUUCUGUAUUGUUUCUCACACCCUGAGAUCAUCAAGUUGACGGGACUAUUGAGAGAUGCAGACACUGUUUUUUGGGGCGUGUAUAUUUUCAUAUCAUCGGACUAUGAAUUCAAUUAAUCGACUGCGAGAUUAAAGCGAUUUUUAACAAGUGAUUUGUAAACGUGUCGAACCACAUUUCUAUAUGAAUGCUGCUGCUAUUUUACGGUGUGUCACGAGUUAUGUCAAAGCACACUUUUUUCCCCUCCUUUUGUUUGGUUUUCUUCCUGAAAUGUCAUGGUUCUUCAUGUCUCGUGGUUGUGGCAAGGCGGUAGAAGAACUCGGGACAUUGAAGCAGGACGGAAGUUAUUCUUAGGCACAAAUCUAGGAUCAGCUAACCCCACUCUAAUCCUACCUACCCGUUAGGGGUGGAAAAGCAAAACUGACCUCUGAUCAGCAUCUUGGGGCAACUUGAUCCUACUCCCUGUUGUGUAUGAAAUGGCAUAUAAUCAUAUUGAGGACAUACAUAACUGAAACGUGAUUUGAGGGAUGUUUUGUACAGAGACAGUUUUUCCCAUUGAUGACAGUGGACUAGAGAAUCGGUUACACUUCAUUUAAUGGUACAGAAAUGUCCAGGUUUUGACAUAAACAUUGUAAUUCUACAAUAAGCUAGGAAUUACUUUUCUUUGAUAUUCAUUCAAACAAGCACCACUACCACUUGGUGCCAGCCAGAUGCAAAUUGUGUUGAAUUAUUUGAAAUAAGUACCAGAAAGUAGCCAUUAUUACCACAUAAUAAUCCUAGUAAAUACAGUGGAAACUGGACUGGAAAAUAAAGUGUUAUCCAAUUCUCUUCCCCUAGUUCCAUAGACACUGUGAUUGAGUUCUGUAGCAGUCAAGCAAAAGAAAGGCCUUAUGCUUUCAGCCUUAACUCAAAUAUCCCUUCUCAUUCUUUCCAAUAUUGCUUCUUUUUUUUUAAAUAUAUAUAUAUAUCAGCUGAUUCCUGUACUGGUAUUAGAAUGAUGGGAGCAAUGGUGACAUUGAACACACCAGCAGUAGAAAAUAUAUCUUUAGCUUGUUUUCAAUCAACAAAUUCAAAUAGAAAGACCUUGUUCCUUUUUUUUUCAACCGCUUCAAUAAAAUGCAGUACAUGGCUGAAAUGUCUACGUACUUAUUUUUCGAUUAA
This is a messenger RNA of Salvelinus fontinalis (brook trout), 4886 nucleotides long. RefSeq names its product importin 11 (gene ipo11). Gene Ontology annotation, cellular component: cytosol; nuclear envelope. The record is from RefSeq and is a predicted model, not a curated record. The coding region runs from base 109 to 3036 and encodes 975 amino acids. Gene Ontology annotation, biological process: protein import into nucleus. Lineage: Eukaryota; Metazoa; Chordata; Actinopteri; Salmoniformes; Salmonidae. The transcript is spliced from 29 exons. Gene Ontology annotation, molecular function: small GTPase binding.